Linum trigynum is the source of this 666-nucleotide messenger RNA. Lineage: Eukaryota; Viridiplantae; Streptophyta; Magnoliopsida; Malpighiales; Linaceae. The record is from the annotation of a GenBank genome assembly.
AUGUUCUUCACCUUGCCUGGAUUUGAGCAGGACCAUGUGGAAGUGCAGAGGAUGGGAUCCGAUGUGUUAGCAAUAACGGGACAACGGCCAGUGGAUGAUGGACACAAAUGUAUCCGAUUCGAGAAGCUUAUUCGAUUCAGAGCUAUAUGCAAUCUUGGAGAAUAUCGCGAUGGUUUUGGGAAACGCGAUUUCAUCAUCACAAUUCCCAAAAUCAUCGACCCUCUUGUCCACAACAACGACAAAGAGGUGAUAGCGAAGCAGCUGCCGACCGGGGAUGCCACAACAACAGCAGAACAGCAGCGGAAGGCGCAAGUUGACUCGGGGGAGAGAUCCGUGCCGGCAGAGAUGGAGACGAGGGGAGAGAGAUCCGCCAAGGCCACGGUAGAGGAGGUCGCGGCUGGUGGAGAUCGCGCCACGACACCAUCGCUCACACCGAUGCUGCCAGAGGAAACAACGGAUGAAGGCGCGCCCGCUGCGGAGGGAGCUGGCGUCGAUGACACAUCUGUACCGCUGCAGCCUCCUGAGCGGGUCGAGAAUGGAUGGCAGGAGGAGCAACGAAGGACAGAGGAGCCCGAGUUCGCCGGGAACACCGCAACUGCAUCCGCCAUAAUGUCGCUAGAGGAGACACAACCCUUGCUGCCGAUACAGCUGAGCAGGCUGCAGUGA